Trichomonas vaginalis G3 is the source of this 312-nucleotide messenger RNA. RefSeq lists its product as uncharacterized. Lineage: Eukaryota; Parabasalia; Trichomonadida; Trichomonadidae. The record is from RefSeq and is a predicted model, not a curated record. The transcript has a single exon. The coding region runs from base 1 to 312 and encodes 103 amino acids.
AUGAUUGUGAAUGAUGUUGCACCAAGAGAUAAAUCAAAGGCGGGAAGAAUUAUUGGAUUGAGUAUUGGCGCAAUGGCCAUUCUUUUGUUGUUUUCACUUCUCGGAUUGUUUAUGUACAGACGUACUAAGAAGGGUCUUUCUGAUGAUUCUUCAUCUGAAAUCCCUGAUGUAUCUGAAGAAACAGAAAUUGGAACUGUUUUAACAGAAACAACAAAGACAACACUUGAUAUACAGAACGAUCCUGAGUUAUUUACCUCAGAUACUCCCCCUGAAAAUAGAGAAGAUAAUACCAUGAAUGAAGUGUUCUUCUAA